AUGAUUGGAGGAGAAAAAUUACGACAGGAGCGUGAAGAAUCUCCUUUGCAACGCACGCAAUCUCUUGGGGAAAUCACAACUUCUAGUGACGAGGAGGAUCAUCAUGCGGGUCAUGGUCGUGAACGUGAAGAGGCGGUGGCAGAUGGAAGUGUAAAUGUAAAUGAUGUUGACGCCGGCGUCGAAGGAGCAAAAAUGAAGGAGGCAGCACGACCCAAAGCGACGUCAGUAUCACCUUCCGCCGAUCGGGAUCAGGAAGUUGACGGUCGUGCAGCGAAGGGAGGUGUCGGCCAGCAGACCAGUUGUGCUGUUUUCGCGUCACAGAAAAAUGAUGGUGAUAGGAGUCCAGCAGCUGCAGUUCCUGAAGCAGCCUCAGGACUACAAGCUGCCGACCCGUCAGCACGGAAAAAUACUUCUGCCGAGAGCCACGAACUUGAACAACCGAAGCACCGGCCCAGCAGUCAAUCCUCCGGAGCCAGUUUGGAGAUCUUGGGCGAAACCAAACCAGAUAGCGUCGAUGCUUUAUCCAGCAAGAAGCCCCCACUUCUACCCCCGCAGGUACAGCAGCAAGACGAAACGGUCGGGCAAGUCGACUCCGCCGGUAGGCUGA
Molecule: messenger RNA, 607 nt
Organism: Amoebophrya sp. A120
Lineage: Eukaryota; Dinophyceae; Syndiniales; Amoebophryaceae
Source: the annotation of a GenBank genome assembly